Molecule: messenger RNA, 729 nt
Organism: Trichoderma breve
Lineage: Eukaryota; Fungi; Ascomycota; Sordariomycetes; Hypocreales; Hypocreaceae
Exons: 3
Coding region: 1-729 (242 amino acids)
Source: RefSeq, a predicted model, not a curated record
AUGAAGCGAAGAGCAAACGCCAGCGAAGUCAGCAUCUCACAUCCGCCGGCCAAAAAGAUAAGACCUGGAAUUAAUCAUGACGCAGCAACUCGAGUGACUUGGCAAGGUUCGCCACAAGGCCUCAGGGCCGAUUGGGUCUUUUCCAACAACUCCAACGUGAAGUGGUUCACCGAGUUGACGCCUUUCAAAAGCGUCACUAGCAGUGGUGCCGUCGAGGGCGUUGGAACCGUUAAUCUGCCCGUCAAACGAGACCCUGACAUGCGUGGACCGCAAGCUCAUCACCUUCUUCGCCUAACAAACGUACUCUACACUCCUUCUUCGGAAUUCAACAUUCUUGGUCAGUCUAUUUUCGAGCUUGCUCCAUCACUCACUUUGGGCUCAACCCUGAAAACCAAGGGCACUUUGGAGGGCCAACCGGACGAGGUUGAGACCAAGCCGCGCCAACGGGCUGGACAGCAACCAUAUACGGCAGAGGAAAAAGCAUGGCUGAAGAAACACUACCAAGGAGAGUACAAGUUUUUAAUGUCGUACGGUCUGAGCAUCUACGAUGAAGAGGAUCGUGAAGAAGGCCGAGCCAUUAUGCAGGCAAUGAUUAGCCCUGACGAAGAUGAUGACGAGGAGGAAGAGGACAACGAAAAAGAAGAGGACGAAGAGGAAGAGGAAGAUGACGAAGAUGACGACCUCAUUCACCCCGCAGAUUUUCUUUUCGACAAGAAAGAACGGGCUUGA